Anopheles stephensi (Asian malaria mosquito) is the source of this 6602-nucleotide messenger RNA. Its product is annotated as inactive rhomboid protein 1-like. Bases 1702 to 6102 code for a protein of 1466 amino acids. The transcript is spliced from 8 exons. Gene Ontology annotation, cellular component: endoplasmic reticulum membrane. Gene Ontology annotation, biological process: regulation of protein secretion; regulation of epidermal growth factor receptor signaling pathway. The record is from RefSeq and is a predicted model, not a curated record. Lineage: Eukaryota; Metazoa; Arthropoda; Insecta; Diptera; Culicidae. Gene Ontology annotation, molecular function: serine-type endopeptidase activity.
UAUAAUCAAAAUUAUAAAAUUAUCACACAAAAUUCAAAUCAAUCCUCCAAACGUUCUAUCUGGUACAAAAAACGAUACUAACGAUAAGAACGAUAUGCAUCUCCCCCAUCCAUCGGAUCAGCCACAGUUAACCACUUGUUUGUGCAAUACCAUAUCUGCGUCUCGAUCGAAAAACAAAAAACCGCCCCAACAAAACCCACCAGAAAAUAAAAAGAAAAACAAAAAAGAAAACCUGCGGGGAAAAACAUUGGCGUGACAGUGUGGGAAACAAGCGUGAAGGAAACGGACGCACAUGCGCACCGGGUGGAAAACAAUACAUCGCACACACACGCACCCACCGACACCGACUGGUGCGGGUGGGGAAAAUUUGUUGUGAUUUUUUAAGUGUCCCUUUCCCCAAGUCACACGGUCCUUCAGUCAAAAGUGAGCGCUACCAACAGUGCGGCAGCGAAAAUCGAUAUCAGUGUGUGCGUGGUGUGUGCCCGUUUGCAAAAUUCGGUCUCGCGGAAGUUCUGCUCCGUUUCGUUCGAUUUUUCGUAGGUUUUCCCGUUCGGACGCUGGUAGAAAUAGGCACCAUACUUCCGCUGAAAUGUGGUGUGGCGGUGAGAAAUGAAGAACAGAUGGAAUCAGGAGGGUAAAGUGUCUUUUACCAAGCGCUAAGAUAUUCCGAGGACUCAGCUCUGUGUGUCCUUUGGUCGAGAAGAGAAGAUGAGCGUGUGAUGGUAGUAGUGGUGUGUUGUGUGUGCGUGCGUGUAAGUGUAUUGGGAGAUUCAGUGAGAGUGGCGAAAGAUUUUUCUGCUCCAUCACUCGAGCAGCAAUCGUACGGACGGGAAUACGGAAGAAGUUCGUCCGAUAUUCACACUGGUGUGGUGUGCAAUUUUCAAGGCAAACGUGACGGGAUUUCCCCCCCGUCAAGGAAUCGAGCGACCGUUGCAUUUCUCGGAGGAUUGCGUCCACAAAUCUUUGGGCGAAAGGGGCAAAGAAUGGAUAGCGACAGUGGCCACCAUUACCAUCCGCCUGCCGACAACAGUGCGCGACCGUGUCCUGGUGCGUUGGGGUGUGCUUAUUUUAGCAAAUUCAGCCAUUUUGGAAUGUAAUUAUCGGUACUGGUCGCUAGAAUGCGUGGUGUACAGAUCUAGACAGCCGUGUGCCUACGGGAAGUUUGUGCAGGACGCAAGGAAAACCAGUAAAACGCAGUAGGCUCUCGGUUUGGUGAAGAAAAAUCCCAUACGGGUGUAUGUGUGUGUGUGAGUGAGUGCGUUUUGUGGAUGGGCGGGUGAAAGAAAGCCCAACAACGAUGGCAGCACACGGCCCCCGACGGCCCGAAUCUGCAGCUGAUGGGUAGUGAGCGUGUGUCACAGUGAUGGUUUAGUGCAAUUUUUUGUUAGUCAAAUUUUGCGGCAACUUUUGGGCUUCCGAAGGUUCCCGUCAAACGGCGUCGAGUUAGGAUAGCGCAAAUAUUUUCCGGCUCCGGUUGCAUAGAGCUAGGGUUAUACACGACCACUUGCUCAGUACGUAGUAGAACGCAGAUCAAGUUAUUAGAGUAAUUCGUCUUGAUGGAGUAGACGACGCUAGGAGCCAUCGACGACAACCUACCAAGGCAACCGAACAGGAGUAACGCAUCACCGAACCGAACGAGCGUAAGGAAUUGAUGCGUAGAUACAGGCACACAGCAGUGGAGCACUUGGACAGUUCGAAGGCAUGAGCCGUAGCCGCCGGUCAUCGUUUGGCCACCAGCACUAUCAGCAGCAGUUUACCGUCACCUCGACUAUCAACUACGACGAUGGACUGUGCGAUGGUUCCAGCGGUCCUGGUGGGCUGGUCCCGCCCGGUGGCACAACGGCGUCGCCGUCGCGGUUUAGCGAGUCAUCCUACUCGAACCUGGGAUCCCGCCUGACCGCCUACGUAGCUCAGUCACCACACGCUUCCCAGUCACAAGCGCCACCAACGUCAUCGCAGCCCACCCUACCGCCAUCGUCCGCAUCUUCCGUUUCCUCCGUGACGGAUCGAUACGGAGCCACCGAGGAGUCGUUGAGACCGUGCUGCAUCUCACCAGCAGCUCCACCAUCGAACAGUGUGUCCAGCGACCGAUACUCCACCAGCUCUGCACCGAACUCUAUCAUCUAUCCGGAAACUCGCAAUGGACCACAUCAUCGCUCCAUGUCUCCGGGAUCACGAACGCGCUAUCCCGUUCCGGAGCGAUUCCGCGAUCCACCACCGUCAGCACCUCCGCAGCAAACCGCACAACCCAAGCUGGACCAGUUCGGCAACUAUCUCAUCAGCAAUGCGCCACUGAUUACGACCUCCGAGAGCUACAACUAUCUCACCUCGACUGUACAUACACCGGUCAAGCGAUACAUACCGACACCACCGCCACCAGAGAACUUCCAGCACGAGGCCACCGGAGGUGCCGGGCUCGGUGCGAGCCUGAUGGCCGGUUUGAUGGCAUCCGGUGGUGGCAUCAACAUCAUCAACCAUUCGCAGGCUGGCAAUGGGACGGGCUCGCUUCUCAAAUCACUACCCUACCGGCUAAAGGUCUCGAAAGGUGAUGGAUCCGGACUGGGGGAAGAUACGACCGAUCACUACGCGACACCACCAAGAGCGCGACCGGUUGGUGGGAAAUGUCAGCAACCGAUCUGUACGUUCGGUCAGCCCGGUGGUGGAACACUCGGCCGGCAGACACUUCAACCCGAAUACGCCAUGCUGCGGGCGGCGACUCCAGUCAGCAUCAUGAGCGAACCGAUGGUACUGGGACAUCAGCCAUCUUCGGACGAGGAGCAAUGCUAUCAGUGUAACAGUCUGCGCCAAGCGACCGGAGUUCAUCAGACUACCCAAACUUCGGGACCGAUCAGUCCCCAGCCACUGUCGAUCUCCUCCGUAUCGAUGUCGGACAUGGAGCGCCAAUCACCUCUCAGCCCACCGUCGCUUGUUUCGCAUGCUUCAUACGCGCAUCAUCAUCACCACCAUCAUCACCAUCAUCAUCAUCAGCAGCAACAGCAGCAGCAGCACUACACACUGGCCACUCCGGGAGACGAUGGAAGGAACGCACAGCAGUCGCUUAUUAUCGCUCAAUCGCACGCCCUGAACAGCUCGUGCAGCAACCCGUCGAUAAUCAUCCAGUAUCAGCAUCAGCAGCACAUUCAGGCGCAUCAGCAGAUCCAGCAGCAGCCACUUUAUCAGCAGCUUCAGCAGUUACAGCAACAACAUGCUCAGCAGCAGCAACAGCAACAGCAGCAUCAUCACCAGCAGCAGCUACAGCUGCAACAUCAGCAAGCUCAGCAGCAAGCUCAGCAGCAAACACAACAACAAGCUCAGCAGCAGGCCCAGCAGCAAGCCCAGCAGCAGCAGCAGCAACUACAGCACAUGCAUCUUCCUAGGCUCCAACCCGAUUCAACACCUUCCACUCUUCAGCGGAACGUGCAAGCGAUUCGGCAACAGCGCCUGACGCACAAGCAACGCAUCAAGGAGUAUCUGCGCCGCAGCACAUCCCAAUUCUUCGGUGUCGAUCAGCUGCACGAGGACUACGAGCAGCAAAAGUGGGAAGAUCGCCAGAAGCGUUUCGCUGUCCGCCGGUUUGGCUCUCUCAAAGACGAACUGCCAGCGAACGCACGUCCCAACGAACCGAGCGCGGAUGUGAUGAACGACCAUCUCACGCACAGCGAUCGUCCCGACAUUCUGCCCGCACAAAGCCAGGACGAACCGGAAACGGAACAGAACCGGCGUCAGCGGUUCAACCCAUACUACCGGCACGAGGGCAGCGAAGACUUCCUGGUCGAACGGAAACCUUCCGUGUCGCGCAUGAUGCUCAAUGGGUGUGUGUUUGUGGUGCAGAGUCUACGGAAUCGGAUUCCACGCAGACAGAAGCAGUGGUCACGGAGCUUUGCACCGGCUCAUGUGGCGUUGAACAAUGAUGAUAACGAUAUCUACGACGGACUGACGCCGGUUCAGGAGGAUGAGAUGUUUUUCGACAUUCCGGGCGGUGGACAGAACGGUAAUGGGGGAGCAGGAGGAGGCGGCAUCGGUCCUCCAACACAGGAGCAGGAUCUUGGAGUGCAGGACAAUUCGCAUCAGAUCUACAUGCUCGAGACGGACCGUGCGUUGGUGAGCAAUGGAUGGAGGACGCGAACUGCUGAGGAACAGCUCCAUCUGCAGGAUCCGGCUGCUCGUGCGGGAAGAAGCAAUGCGAUGUUCCAGUUUUUCUACGGUCAGCGUAUUCCGGGCUCGAUACUGGAGAGUGUGCUGGACAACUCGAGGCGUCCGUCGCGCCAUUGCAUUAAGCUGUUGCGUCCAAAUGCGCUGGACGAUCGGUACGAUUAUCGGCCGUUCUUUACGUACUGGAUUAAUACAACGCAAAUUCUGGUGCUUCUGCUGACACUGCUGUGCUACGGAGUGGGUCCGAUCGGGAUCGGGUUCGAGCAGAAGAGCAGCCAGGUGUUGGUGACGAGUUUGAGCUUGCAAACGGUUCAACACUACGAGCCACGAAACAUUUGGAUAGGACCGCGAAGGGACGACCUGGUACACCUGGGGUCCAAGUAUGCGCCCUGCAUGCGCAGGGACGGUAAGAUAAUGGAUCUCAUAUCGAAGACACGAAAACAGGAACGGGAAACGGCUUGCUGCAUACGAAACGAUGAUUCGGGCUGUGUCCAGAGCUCACAGGCUGACUGUUCCGUGCGAGGACUUUGGCCUACGACCAUCUCGACGUGGAAGAAAUGGUCCCCAGGUGACUCGGGCCCGGGUGGCCGGAUCUCGGGCAGCGUGUGCGGUCUCGAUCCCAAGUACUGCGAUGCGCCGGCCUCGAUCGCACCGCACGAAUGGCCGGACGACAUCACCAAGUGGCCUAUCUGUCGGAAAAACAAUCAGUUUACGCAACGCUUCCGCUUUAAGGAUCACACUGCCGAGCACAUGGUCUGCGAGGUGAUUGGCCAUCCGUGCUGCAUGGGAAUAUCGGGCGAAUGUCGCAUCACGACGCGCGAGUACUGCGACUUUGUGCGGGGUUACUUUCACGAUGAAGCUUCCCUCUGUUCGCAGGUUUCCUGCCUGAACGAUGUGUGCGGCAUGUUUCCGUUCAUCGUGACCGAUCUUCCCGAUCAGUUCUACAGGCUGUUCACGUCACUCUACAUACACGCUGGUAUCGUUCAUCUCAUAAUCACUGUUGCCUUUCAACACAUACUCCUCGCGGAUCUGGAGCGUCUGUUGGGAUCACUGCGAACGGCGAUAGUUUACAUCGGCUCGGGCAUCGUUGGCAACCUGACCAGUGCCAUCUUCGUGCCCUACAAGGCGGAGGUCGGUCCUUUACCAUCACUGGCGGGCACUCUCUCCUCGCUGCUGGUGCUGCUGAUACUGUGUCACUGGCGCAACCUGAAGAAGCCACAGUACGCGAUGCUGAAGAUGCUCUUCCUGGGCUGCCUGCUGUUCGGUAUGGGCACCCUGCCCUGGCAGCACAACUUCACCGGGUUGAUAUCGGGACUGCUGUUCGGUAUCACGUUCACUCUCGCGCUCACCCCAUACCUCAGCUUCACCAAGUACAGUAGGAAGGGCAAGAUCAAGCUCGUGUGGACCUGCUUCGUGCUACAUUUAGUGCUGUACGCACUCAUCUUUCUGGUGUUCUACCUGUUCCCGACCAUCUUCUCGCUCAACUUCCUCGAGGGCAAUCAAAUCUCGAGCAUCAACGACAACAAUGGCAUGCACGAUCACUUCAAUCCGUACGACACGUUCAACUACUUCAACGGUAAGCACAGUAACGAUGGCGGUGGCUCAUCGCACGGUGGAAUGCUACCCGGCGAGGGUGGCCGGAAUGGUGGGGGCGAUGUGGGUGGGGGAGGCGGCCGGAUCAAGGAUUACGAUCGAGGUGGAGGAGGAGGAGGAGGAGGAGGGGGUGGCAGUAAUCGGUACGGUGGUAAUGGGGGUGGCGGUGGCGGUGGUGCUAUUAGCAUGUCGGGCGGCACGAUAAAAGCCAUUAAUCCCAAAUACAAUAAUAUAAAUAGUAACGGCAACAGCAACAACAACAACGGUAAUCUUAACGCUAAAUCCAACAAUAUGCAUAGUUAUAAGAUGGUAGCUAUAUGUGAGAAGGGACAGUGCAAUCCGCGUCCGAACGCAUGACGUCGAUGUGUUUUACGCUCGGUUACGACUAGUACAUCAAUACGAUUGAUUUCCAUUUUAUUCAUCCUUAUCACAAUUAUUGUACCGUUACACGAUAACGCAUAUAUACCGAUAUACUCCAUAUACCACGUGAAACUGCAGUGAACCGGUGAAAGCAGGAGCAAAAAAAAAAAAGUCUAGUAAAAGAGAGAGAGAGAACACAGAAACACGGUGGAAGACAAAACCCCAGUUUAGGAAAAAUCGUCUGCGAAACACAGGGCAUCCAACCAUGGUGGUGGGUGGAGGGGGUCACCAGAAAUAUAUUACAUGUCAGUGGAACUAGCGGCUAGCGAAAAUUGGCGUAGCAGAUUAGUUGGGAAGGGGGUGGGGGGAGGGAUGAAAGGAUAUGCACCCACCGCUUGGGGAAGCUGGCUAAAUCUAAGUAAAACAAAAAAAAACAAGUAACGAAAAUUGAAUGAAAUAUAUAAUGAAAAACGCAUGGUGUUUCAUUUCCAUAGAAA